UCCGGUCGGGGAGGGCUCACCACUCCGUCGGCCCCCCGACCACCCCAACAUCGGGCGUAGCUUGUUUCAAGUACAAAGAGCUGCGGCUUUCAACUACAGAGAUAUCGGCGCUGCUGCGGGUGUUAUCGGUGCCAUGCAGCACCCUUUUUCUCAUUCAGUCUCAUUCUUGAAGUUCUAUCUGAAGCAUCUAUCAGCCGCAUUCUGCGGUACUCUCGUGCCAGGUGGCUGUAGAAGUACGCUCUUGCGAUAAUUUACGACAAUCCUCUCGAGAUUGAGACGCGAAACCCUGGGUGGUGUUAUUAUUACGCUUCAUUUUAAAUGCUACUUCGAGCACAAUACAGUGCUAAUUUUAAAAUUUAAAAUUAGCUGGCCGCGAAAUCAUAUCGAUUUUCUAAAAAUUGCGAUAGUUCCCCCCUCUAUUUUGAAGGGGAAAACGCGCGAAACUUCAGUCAUAGCGGGCGGCGCAUCGGCUACACCUGCGGACAAAAUUUUUGGUUAGCAGACCAGAAUCUCAACUGCAGCAAAUCGUCUCAACGUUGAGCCAGAAGGUAGCCAACGUUGGGAAAAGUGUCUCAACUACUCAACUUAAUAGAAGUAGAAGUAGAAGUAGUUCAAGCGUACAAGUAGAAGUAGAAGUGGGUGAGGCUAGAUCGAUCUAGAAGGAGUCGUGGUAGAGAAACUGCAGCAGAAGGGAAAGCACAGUGACAAGCAGGCAGAAGAUGGAAAGAGGGCAGCGCCG
Molecule: messenger RNA, 739 nt
Organism: Amoebophrya sp. A120
Lineage: Eukaryota; Dinophyceae; Syndiniales; Amoebophryaceae
Source: the annotation of a GenBank genome assembly